Cladocopium goreaui is the source of this 3987-nucleotide messenger RNA. Lineage: Eukaryota; Dinophyceae; Suessiales; Symbiodiniaceae. The record is from the annotation of a GenBank genome assembly.
AUGAGUAGUACGCAUCCCGCUCCAGGGUUGUGUCAGUGUUUGCUGUGCCAUUCCUGGCGCCGUGUGGGCGGCCUGCUCGCACGGCCCAACACCACUGAGGGGUUCCGCGCAGUUGCCCUUCGGAGGAUCAGAGAGCUCUAUAGCGAGCUACUGGACGCCGCUGAGGCGUUUGACGGGUGGAGUGGUGGGGCCUUGGCAGAGGCGCCGCCAUUAGCUCCCGGUGUUUGGGUGGGAGAUCAAGCACUGCCCAAGGUCCCCCCACCAACUGUUGCCCCAGGGAGUGAAGCGCCUCCUGCUGUUGGAGUCGCCGCUGAGGCUCCUGCUGACCCUCCUGUUCCCUCAACUGGACCUGCCCAAGCCACCUCCAAAGCUGGACCAGCACAAGCUCCUGCACCAAGAAACCCACCAGAGGGAGAGAUUGGAACCCCCAGUGGAUCUAUCCCGCUGAAAGAGGAGAAAAUUGAGAAGCCUCAGCAAGGAGAGCUGAGCGCAGAGAAAGAAGAAGCAGAAGCUGCCGUCAUCGAUCGAGAAGUGGGAGAAAGAGACCCUCCCGGACUCCCGUUAGAUCAAGAGAAAGGGGGAGUAGAAGGAGAGAUAGCCGCAGGAGAGGGAGGUCGCAAGAAGGGCCACCAAGGAGUGUCGCUCAGCCGUGGUUGCAACCACCUCCCGGGACUUUCUUCCACCCUCAACGGUGGAAGCCUUAUCGUCCGUGGGGAGGGUCAUCCAAAGGAGUUAAAAGGCGAGAGCGUGCGGAGGACAUCAGGUCUUUUGGGACAGAUCCUUCCCGCAAGGCUGAGAGAGAAAGACGGCAGCAGGGUUGAUGAGACGAGACCGGCCGCAAGGGGUGAGGCAGGCCUUUCGGCAGAAGAUAAGUGGAAAGCUGGGGAGGAGGUUAAGGCAGAGGAGUUUGCUCCCGGAUUGAUAGGGAGUGGGGAUUGGAUUCAAUCCUGCCAGGCUGUGUAUUUUGAACAGCCUUGUGAGUUUGCGGGGAUUAUCGAAAAAGUGGUUUUGGAGGGCACUGAGACGGAGCUGGUCGUUCGGCUGAGUGGCACCAGUUCCGAAGGGCUUCUCAAAUACGCUACUGUGUUGCAACCUCCAGUAGUACGGGCUCAUCUUUGUCCACCCUCCUGCGACCAGCGGCGCAGCAAUCAGGAUUUACUACACCUGAAAAGCUUUCGGAGAUUUGACCCAGCGGGUGAAAAGACAUGGCAAGAGAACUUGAAGGGAGGAGACGAGAACGAGGAACUGCGGCGGCAGCAGGGAGAGUGGGAGAGAGGCCGAGCCGAGAAGAGAGGAGCAGAGGAGGUUUCUUCAGACUCCCGAGGCGAGGGAGAGAAGAGAAAAAAGAAAGACAAGAAGGUGCGCAAAGAGAAGAAGAAGAGCAAAAAGACCAAAGUGGGAGGAAAGACCCUGGCAAAGAAGGAAGCAGCGGCCCUCUACGCGGGGACAGGGCUCGAUCCGGACUCCCGAGUGAGGAGACGAGUGAGGAGAAAGGUCAGGCGAAAGCUGAAGAAAACAAGGAGCAGCUCCAGCUCCUCCUCCCGAACCACAAGCUCCACCAGCAGUGGGGAGGUAGACGAGCAGAUAUUAGAGGACAGGAGCAAAGUCCAGAAGCUGGCGGAAUGGGGGCCUGGAGUACUGACUGCCGGCUCCCUGCAGCACAUGAAAAGCUUCGUGAUGCAGGCCUCAGGCAGCACUUGGGAGGUCGAUCAAGAGGUACUCCCUCCUAUAAUGAGCCAAUACGUAAGGAGUUACGUAGCCGCUCGUGCCAGUGGCGGACUUCUCCGCGGCUCCCUGCAGCACAUGAAAAGCUUCGUGAUGCAGGCCUCAGGCAGCACUUGGGAGGUCGAUCAAGAGGUACUCCCUCCUAUAAUGAGCCAAUACGUAAGGAGUUACGUAGCCGCUCGUGCCAGUGGCGGACUUCUCCGCGAAGCUGUGACACUAGCUUAUAUAGGGGACCUUCUGGUCCAGUCUCGUCCAGCCGAAGCACUGGACGCUCUGAGUCAGCGCCUCAAGAGUCUAGAGAUGGUGACAGCAGGACAGAGCUGGAGCGUAGCUCAAAAGAUAGAAGUGGUACCGGCGAUCGAAGCAUCGAUGGCGUCGAGAGCCGAACUGCAGUUGGCUCAUCGCGAAGCUCAGCUGGACUCCAAGGAAAGAGGGAGUGGAGAAAAGAAGAACGGAAUAGGGAGGAGUUCGGAACGGCGAGGGCUUCAGAAAGAUACAUCUCCCGAGGGGGGAGAGGAGGCAAACGAGCUUGGGGAACUUGUGGACGAGCAGGCAAAAACUGAGGGCAACAGGCAGCAUGAGUCGUUUCACCACUACGAGGGAGAGGCUGCCACCUCUCCCGUUUUCACCUUUGGUACAGGGGUUAAUAACAACCCAACUUCGCAGCUGGACGCCGCGGCGGACUCUGGCAUGGGCCGAAACCUCGCGGGAAAAGAGAAAGAGUGUGGGGAUGGGAAUGUGAGGGUUAGGGAGAUCUUGUCCUGGCUAUCAGGAAAGUUGGACUUGUUUUUGGAUAGGUACCUUGCCUUCAAUCGUCCACUGCCGCAUAGCCUCUGCGGAGCAAGGGAAGGCAAAUGGUACCCAUGCAGUGCAGUACUGCCUAUGGGUUUUAAAAAUUCAGUGUCACUUGCACAGCAUGUGCACCGCUACAUUGUGAAACAGGCACUGCAGUAUGUGCCUUUUUCUGGUGAAGCUGAGCUGCGAAAGGAUAAACCCUUCUCCUCAAGUAAUCCUCAGUUCCGCAUCUACUUGGACAAUUUUGAUGAGCUCCGGAAAGUCUCCAAGCCCAUGGCAGAAGCCAUUGAGGGCAAAGUGUCACCACUGGUCACAGGGCUUCGAGAAGAAUACCUCCGAUUGGGGGUGCCGCGACAUCCCAAAAAAGGGGUGGCUUCUCAAAGACGGGCCGAGGCGGCGUCGCCAAAAGCUAGGGCAGCUAUGCGCAAGCAGCUAGGCACUCUUCGCCAACUGACCGUUCAACCUACAACGCGACUUAGGUACAACCAAGCAAAAGAUGAUUUCUUUGAAUAUUUAAAGUCCAUCAAUCGGGCGCUGCCAUCCACCGCCAAAGAGCUGGAUAUUGUAGUUUCAGAUUACCUAGAACAUUUGUGGGCCAUUGGAUCCGGCAGAUCAGCUGGAUCUAAUAUCCUGGCCGCGCUCCAGGACUCUCAACCUUACCUUAAGGGUAAGCUAGCUCAAAGCUGGAGGUUGAUGAAGACCUGGGUGAUUAAUGAGAUUCCUAACAGAGCUCCACCUUUAACUCUGGAAAUGGUGGAAGCCAUGACCGGCUAUGCUCUUUUUAAAGGCUUAGAUACCUUUGCACUGUCCUUGUUACUAGGAUUUUUCGGGCUCCUGCGAACGGGAGAGAUCCUUUCAAUUACAGCUGCUCAAGUGUCCAUUCAUGAUCCUAAAGGGCCAGCCGUCCUGUCAUUGGGAAUGACAAAAGCGGGAAAACGGCAAGGAGCCGCAGAGUCUGUCACUCUGCAUGUUGAAGAUGUGUGUCGACGCCUAUACCACUGGAAAACGCAUGUUUCCAGCCGAGCGUUGUUGGCCCCCUCGGGCCAUAAAUGGCGAAAAACUUUUAAUGAAGUUUUGUCUGCUCUCUCUUUUGACAAAGCCGAUUAUCGGCCAUACUCGCUCCGGCGAGGCGGCGCGACACAUUUUUUCUCCCACUUAGGUUCCUUUGACAAGUUGCUCCAGUUGGGGCGGUGGCAAGCAGCAAAAACUGCUCGAAUCUACGUCAAUGAAGGACUUGCAGUCCUCGCGGAAAUGAACACUGGGCUCAACCCUUUUGCCAAAAAUUUGCGUACACAGUACCUCCGUUGUCUCACUCAACCAUUGCCAAGACUUGCCCGCGCACAAGAUGUGCAGGUCAGGGGAAGUUGGAAACAACACCACAAGAAGCAAAAGCGGAAAAGAACCGGGGAAAACAUUUGGGUUUGGCCUCCUGUGUCUCGGGCUUGGCCGGACCAGGGAGGACCCUAG